UCUUGUAAGUUCAGCCAGGGAUUUCUGCUUCUCGUUUGCUUUGGCAGCGAAGGCUGGGAAAACCUGGGCGCCGGUUCCAAGAAGCUGUGUGCAACAACAUCCUUCUGGGUUUCCCAGCCCCUCCCUCCGCUUUGAGUCCGGAUCUUGCUUUCCAGGCUUCAGCAGGAAGAGGAGAGGUUCAAACAAGCCCAUUUUAUUGCCGGCAGCCGACGCCUCUUGCAUCCCAGCCGUUGAUGCAGAACUGACGUCUGGGAGGAAGGGAGGCUGCGUGGAAACCCGAAGCGGCUCGAGACCAGUCUGGGUGCCGGGCUCCUUUUCGCAGGGUGGGUGGAAGGCAGGCAAGCAGGCAGGCGGGGCUGCUUGCUGGGGAGCAGAAACCGGUCACUCCUCCCCGCUCUCCUUUCCCCUCCUCGCCGCACUGCAAGGGGGUGGCCCUUGGAAACACCUCGGUUUAACCUACACGCUAUAAAUACAGAGCAAAGCGACAGGCAGCAGCGAGGAGGAGGAGAACCGGAUUGUCCUCCCUAUUUGCAAGCCACGCUCCCUGAGGAGAAACCUGUGGAGCCAUAUUAUUUACUCUGAGGAAAAGGAGCGGGAAGCCUUCCGCCGUGCCUUUCUUUUUGGGAAACCUGAGGCGGCCUCCUCGUCGCCUGUCCGGCUGACCCUUUUUCCUUCCCUGGGCCAGCUGGGAACCCCCGUCUGCCUUCCGCCUUCAAGAUGAUGCAGAUCUACGACUCGUACAGCCAGAAGCACUCGCUCUUCAACGCCAUGAACCGCUUCAUCGGGGCGGUGAACAACAUGGACCAGACGGUGAUGGUGCCCAGCCUGCUCCGCGACGUGCCUCUCCUCCUGGAGGAGCUGGACUCGGGCGGCGGCGGCGUGGAGGCCGAGGCCCAGCUGAACGGCACCCACGGAGGGCCCAAUGGCGGGGGCGGCGUGGUGGGCGCCUACUGCUCCUGCCGGGACAUGUACAGCCAUUACCUGCUGCUCAAGUCCAUCCGCAACGACAUCGAGUGGGGCGUGGUGCAAGGGGGCGCCGGCGAGGAGGCCCCCGCCCGGAAGAAGGACAAGGGGGGCUCCCUGGACAUUGGCCGAGGCGCCCCCGAGGGCCACGAAGACGACGAGGAAGAAGACGAGGAGGAGGUGGAGGAGGACCUGGAGAAGCAGUUCCACUACCACCUCAGUGGACUCCACACGGUGCUGGGCAAGCUCACCCGCAAGGCCAACGUGCUCACCAACCGAUACAAGCAGGAGAUCGGGGGCAACAGCUGGGGCCACUGAAGAGGGCAGUGGGGAUGGGGGGGGGGGCAACCUCCUGCCUGCCUGCCCGCCCGCCCGGCCACUGCCUCUCCUGUUCAGGGCCAGAGAGUCAGGAGGAGGCUGGAAAGGGCUAGGGGAAAGUGGGGGCCAAAACAGAGUGUGUGUGAGAGAGUAGUUUGUGUGUAUGUGGGGGUGUUGUUUGAUGUGCAACAGGAAUGAGAUGCAAAAGAAUAUUGCCGAGUCAGGAAGAGCAAAGGAGGGGGUUGGACAGGGCCAGAAUCAAAUGUUGGCAAGAGUGAAUCCUGGGUAUCARUGUAUGCGUGAGAUAUUUGUGCAGAUGCGUGGAGAGAUAUUUUUCUAUGAUGUGCAACAGAAAUUAGGAGCAAAMKAAUAUUGCCGAGUCAGGAAGAACAAAGGAGGUUGGACAGGGCCAGGGUCAAAUGUUGACAAGAGUGAAUCCUGGGUGUCAAUGUAUGCAUGAGAGAUUUGUGGGGAGAUGUUAUUCUAUGACAGGCAUGGGCAAACUUUGGCCCUCCAUGUGUUUGGACUUCAACUCCCACAAUUCCUAACUGUUAGGAAUUGUGGGAGUUGAAGUUCAAAACACUUGGAGGGCCAAAGUUUGCCCAUGCCUGUUCUAUGAUGUGCAAAAUAAUAUUAGAGCACCGGGAGGAGGGAAAGGAGGAGGUUGGAAAAGGCAAAGGUCAAAUGUUGGCAGAAGUUAUGUAUGUGUGAAUGAUUUUGGGUGAUGUCUUCCUAUGGUCUGCAAGAAGAAAUGGGUGGAGAAGAAUAUUGCAGAGCCAAGAAGUCAAAAGAAGGCUGUAAAAGUCUAACAGUGGUUCUCAAUCUGUGGGUCCCCAGAUGCUUUGGCCUGCAACUCCCAGAAAUCCCAGCCAGUUUACCAGUGGUUAUGAUUUCUGGGAGUUGAAGGCCAAAACAUCUGGGGACCAACAGGUUGAGAACCACUGGCUAGGUGAAGUGUUGGCCAAAAUGUAGUGUUUGUGAGUGAGUUUGUGAGUGAGAGUGGUUUCUGCAUGUGUAUGGAGAGAUGUUCUUCUAUGGUCUGCAAGACAUGGAGAAGAAUAUUGCAAGGUCAAUUGUGAGUGAGUUAAAACUGAUGCGGAGUACACGGAAGAGAGACGUUAUUUCCAUGCUAGGCACAUCCUGUGACUUUUUGUGGUUGGCAACUGUGAAUGUUCAGGGGGGCAGGGUGAAUCAUCUCUGCCCAAGCAUCGUGGGCAUAAAUUUAGGCAGCCAACUGUAGCGUAACCCAGAUUGGAGGGCACAGUAUGAGGUACAAGUGGCUCAGGCCAGUUACUGAAAGAGUGUGUUUGUAGUCACUUGGAAAGCAGAGUGCACAUGUGUGUGGUGGCGGCGGCGGCAAUAGUAGUGGCAAUUGCAUCACUCCUUUUUCUGUUUUUGCACUACUUUUGUAAUAAUAUAUAUGUAUAUAAAGCCCAGGGGGUUCUCUUCUUUACAUGCUCUUAGAGCUUCAAGCAUCAGAUUUUUUUAUCAGUGCGUGAAGAUGAACUUUCAUCAAUACUAGUUAAAAUUGGGUUUUUUUUAACAGGCAGGGUGAACAGUUUUUGUUCUUCCAUAAAGGCACUUUCCUUUCCAUAUCCUACAACUGGUUAAUAUGAAUCUGCAAGUAUGUCAUUGAAGAACUAUUUAUAUUCCAUUGCAGAGGAUGGAACCAGUUCACUAAUGCGUAUCCAUAUUUCAAUGGAUGGGUAAAGGGUCUCACUGUUGUACAUGCAUUGAAGAUUAUUUAAAACUUUUUUAUUCAGAUGUAGAGUAUAUUCUAAAUAAAUAAGCAAAUAUAUUGACUGAAAUGGACGUAACUGUUUUUAUACUGUGCCUCUACUUGAAUUAAAUGGUAACAUUUACAACA
Molecule: messenger RNA, 3148 nt
Organism: Anolis sagrei ordinatus
Lineage: Eukaryota; Metazoa; Chordata; Lepidosauria; Squamata; Anolidae
Gene: MID1IP1
Product: MID1 interacting protein 1
Biological process (GO): regulation of lipid biosynthetic process
Cellular component (GO): cytosol
Source: RefSeq, a predicted model, not a curated record